Messenger RNA from Cephus cinctus (wheat stem sawfly), 6873 nucleotides. RefSeq lists its product as uncharacterized. Gene Ontology annotation, biological process: response to starvation; autophagy. The record is from RefSeq and is a predicted model, not a curated record. The coding region runs from base 309 to 5765 and encodes 1818 amino acids. Gene Ontology annotation, cellular component: cytoplasm. Gene Ontology annotation, molecular function: protein binding. Lineage: Eukaryota; Metazoa; Arthropoda; Insecta; Hymenoptera; Cephidae. The transcript has 9 exons.
GGGGGGGGGGGCGGAGGUUGACAUCACGCGCGCCAGUGGACUAUCGUCUGUUGGACGACGCUGUCAGUGACAGUCCAGUGGCUGAUUGCAGUGAUCACGGUCCAGGUCAGUCGUGUUGCCAUUUGUUGUCAUUCGUUGCCACGCACGGCCAGUCAGUUACAGCUGGUCACAGCUGCAAGUCGCUGCCACAUACAAUGACGCAGUAGACGACGACAGACGCGUUGACGGCUAUAUGGGAGAUGUUGCGACUCGCACGAUCAGAAUACGACUCGGUAUUAAAGAAGAAAGACGUCCUGUAAAAAGGAGAAAUGUCUGCAGAAUCACCGAGACGUGGAGUCCACAAAGGGGCUCAAGUAGUCUCACCGCAACCUAUUAGUGACCACUCCAUUAUUGACAGCGUUGCUGGAAUUAUCAAUGAUAUAGUUCCCCAAGCCUAUACUGGAACACCAAAUACCGAUAACGAAGAGUCCAUUGCCUGGGCUAGAUUCGAAUAUGCCGAUGUAAACGAUUUUGCCCUUUAUCCUGAUUACAACGAGGGUUCUGAAAUUCCACCUUUGCUACUGGUACUGGGCUAUGGAACUGGUGUACAGGUGUGGCUUGUGGCUGCGUCUGGCGAAGCCACGGAAGUCAUAUCAUGGCGUCAAGGAAUUGUUCGUACGUUGCGCGUUUUGCCAAAUCCAAAAAAUAAUGAGGAUCACACCGAUCUCUUUGCCGUAAAGCGGCCAAUGGUUGCAAUUUGCGACUCUGCCGGUCCCGGACCUCAAUUCUGCAACGUGAGCUUUAUCUCGCUUCGAACUGGCGAGCAGACCAAAAGCAUAAAAUUCAAGAAUCCCGUCUGUGACAUUCUGGCCAACAGAAGAUCCGUGGUGGUGACCUUUCUCGAGAGAAUUGCUGUAUUUGACGCUGGAAACCUUGAAGACGUCAUCACAGUAACCACGUGCUAUCCCAGUCCUGGUCCGAAUCCCAAUCCCGUGGCUCUGGGUACAAGAUGGCUCGCUUAUAGCGAGAAGAAGCUGUUACCGGCUCGAAGAAGUAGCGGCGGGAGCGAAGGCGAGGGUGUGCAGAGUUACACGGCAACAGUAUUGUACGCUGCGAAAUCCUUGGGCAAAGGAUUACGAGGUCUUGGCGAGACUGUGGCGUCCAGUUUAACGGGGAAUUCAGUGACGCCGAUGAUCGCGAAUAAUGCUGGUGGUGACUGCAUUCAACCCGGGGUUGUAACAAUCCUCGAUUUACAGGCAGCCAAAGAUGAUAGGCAUGAGGAUAAAGGACCGAUAGAAACUGUAGUUGCGCAUUUCACAGCCCACAAUGAUGCCAUCGUCGCAAUGAAUUUUGACCAAACGGGGGCGCUUUUAAUGACGGCGGAUAAGAGAGGGCACGAUUUUCAUGUUUUUAGAAUACAGCCCCAUCCUGGCGGACCGACGUUGGCCGCCGUUCAUCAUUUGUACGUGCUACACAGAGGUGAUACCACCGCAAAGGUGCAGGAUAUGACCUUCUCGAAUGACGCGCGUUGGGCAGCUGUUUCCACUGUUCGUGGUACUACGCAUGUGUUCCCUGUCGCACCGUACGGAGGUCCAGUCGGUGUCAGGACGCAUUCGACGCCUCACGUCGUGAAUAGGCUCUCGAGAUUUCACAGAAGCGCCGGCCUGACGGACGACGGCACCAGAUCCCAUUCUCCGGUCUCCCAUACUGAGCCACCACUUUCGGUAUAUCCAUAUUCAAAUCCUCGACUUCCUCCAUAUCCGCAUCCUACGAUAUUGCACCCCUUGGCGCAGAUACGACAACCCUCAACGCUUAAUCAUCCCAACAGUCAAACGCAAACAAGCAGACCGCAGCAGAGACAACGUCUACACUCAGAUGACGGUGGAAGCUUGCCUUUGAAGAUUUGCGCUUGCUUCGCACCGCCAAGAGCGUGGAUUUAUGCGCAAAGGGAUUCUUCAAGCAAGAUGACGAAAAGAGCUGUCGAUUCGUUAUUCGUGAUGGCCUGUCAUGGAAAUAUGAUACAGUACGAUUUGGAGCCAAAACCAGCCGCCGGGGUACCGAAGGAGAAAAUUUGCGACGACACGAUGAUCGAACUCGAGGUGGAGGCAAAGGGACAGUGGCCUCUCCUGAGAUCUCCGGGAUCCUCGGAAGUCAUCCCACCUUUACCGCCCUCCAGCCCCUUCUUGGGAAUAUCCAGCUGCACGAAUAACAGCCAAGCCUUCGACACGGCUGAGGAUCGUUGGCUUAGCCAAGUGGAGAUCGUAACGCACGCGGGACCUCAUCGGAGGCUCUGGAUGGGGCCACAGUUUGUCUUUAAGACGUAUAACGCACCAAGCGGGGUUGCGGUCAAUUUGGCUGAGGCAGAAGCGGUUGAGGUUGGUGUUACGGCAGGCUCUCGUCCUGCAAGAUCAAAUCCAGUGAACAUGCCCCAUGCUGCUGCAAGACCACUUGUUCCCGUAGUGAUCGAUGGAUCGGGAAGUAGUUACGAGCAGUCUCCCAGGUUUCUCGAGGCGUACGGCGAUUCGCUGGAUAACGAUACAAUGGGAGUUGGAGGUGGUGAAAACCAAUUACGGGAACACUUGGCGGAGGCUAUGCUGGAGACAUCUGCAACUCCUCAUCGAGUUCCAGGGAGGCGAGUGGUAGUUGAGAGGGUGGGACAGCCCGUGACUAAAGUCGUCAAUCCUCUGGGCACCGUAAUAACUGUAACGGCUGAGGAGGAGGAGGAGGAGGAGGAGGAGGAGGAUGAUGAGGAGGAGGAGGAGGCGAUCAGUUCGAGUGAGAUGUUUGACGCGAAGAGCGCCCUGGAGCCGCCCAGGAGUCUAUGCGCCGAGGAAGGUCCUGCCUCCCUAAGUGACUUCGAACCCGAGGGCCAAGCCCUGCGAAAUCUCACAGAGAUUUGUGCGGAAAUGCGAUCGGCUAGCGAGCCCGCGUUCGACUCGGUCCCCGACGACAGUAUCAAGGAUGUCAAGGAGCGCAAGGCCCUCUUUGUCGAGGCAGCGAGAAUCGAUGUCAGGAGUGCGAUUAAUAUCGAUCGCGUGGAGAUCUUUCGAGACGUGCCCACUAGUCUUAGCUUAUGUGCGGAAUCUGGUGAGAUUCCCAGCAGUCCGAUGACCAGGGCCAAGGAGACCGCUUGGAAUCGUCGAGCGAAAGGCGAUGCUGAGCUCCAUGAAAGUAAUUUCGGCAAAAUCAAAUAUCUCGUAAAUUAUGACGAAGAAAGCGUCGUCCUUAUGGAGAAUAAAACGACAUGCGAAAAAAGCGCAGUAUUGCCUGCGUCAUCGGAACAGGAGGAGAAAAUUCUGGACAGCACUUUGUCAGAGACUCGUAAGUGCGCCGUAAAGGCAUCGAUAACGGAACUGGAAAUCAGUGACGAUUCUAAAGGGGCCUUUGGGGCCGAGGGCAAAGAAGGAAGCAGAUUUCUCAAUACGGAACAGCGCGAUGGUAUCGUGCUCGAGAACAAGAAGCAUUCCGGAGACAAUGCUCGUGUCGAUCGUAGAGCAGCAGCGGCCAGUGGGAAGAAAAGAAUUCGCGGGCACAAUAAAGGUGCUGGGCCUGAGAAUCCUCAGGAAGCGGAACACGAUUCUAUUUCUAUUUCCGGUUUACUGGUGCCUCGAAAACCACGUGAAACCUUUAGCAAGGAUAAGUCUACACGGUCAAAGGACAAGGCAAAAUCGAGAGAGACUAAGAAGGCCAUUCGCACAGAUUCUAUCGGAAGCGCGGAGGAGAUCGGAACGCGUGCCAUUAGAAUGAAGGAAAUCGAGCCUACGGAGAUCGAAGGCUGUUGCAUCGAGAGCCCUUGCUCGGCUUUACAGAAUAGCGAUGCCGAGCAGCUGCACUUGAAAGCACUGCCAAUCGAGGACUUCAGUUCGAUCGAUUACGAUAUCGUCGAGCGACAGGGCUGUCCCGACAGGCACACUGCUGUGACUUCCUCGAAUCACUCCGAUGAGGAUAUCGAACACAUCGACAGUUCGGAAGUUACUCAGAUUCCGGAAUUGGGUAGCAAGGGUCUUGAAAGUUCCGAGGACAGACUGGAGUCCUGGCCAACUUGGAAAAGAAAAGGCAGCAAGAGCACCAUUUCCGACGACGACAUGGAGCACAUUCACUCGUUGGAGCUGAGCAGGCUGGAGCCAGCUCUCGGAGCGAAAGCGACGAGACACGAAGUCGAGCGAAGCUCCGAGGAACCUGUAAGGUCAUGUAGGAACGUCGUGUCCUCCGACGAUGACAUGGAACACGUGUUGCAUUCAGAAGUUUCGGAGCUGCAAUCAGCAGUUGGAUACGUCUUAGAAGGAAACAGAGCGACUGCAGAAGUUGAUGUUGAGAAUGGAACGACUAGUAAGUCUGUAAUGUCUGACAUGCGUCUCGAGAAAUUGGGAUCGAUUGAUAAUAUUCGGGAUUCCUUUGAGGAGAAGUCUGGGAGCUCCUCCUCCAGGAGGCGAGAGGCCGUUGUUAUCGUGGAGAGUGACUUUUCCGAGCCAGACGUGACUCUGGUAAGACCAUCGGAGGGUCGGAGCAGCAAGUGUAGAAAUAUUACGAAGAACAGCAGAAACAGGUCUCCGGAGAAGAAGGAUCUUACUGUCAAAUUGGAGAAAGUCACGGAUAGGCGAGCAUGGGAAUCAUCACGAAAUUCCAAAGUGAAAUCCAAGGCUAUCCAGAAAACAUCUUCGGAAAGCAUUGAGAUAAUUGACAUUGACGCUAUGCAACAGGAGGAAUCGGUUCUUCGAUGCAAGAUCUUGGAGGUAAAGUCGAAAAAGUUUCGGAAAAAUAAAAAACCCCUUAACGAUGCCGAUCUUGCCAAUGAAACCGGCCAUUCGAAGCUGAGCCCGUUCGAAGAGUCGCGGUGCGACACGACGGCUCCUCGUCCUCUCGAGAAGACCAUCCCCGAGAGCCACCUAACGAACCCGCGGACGGCCCUGCCGAUCGCAAGUUCCUGGAGUUCCGUUGUCAAGAAGAAAAGUCCAGUGACUUCUAAGGAGCAAGCUGCAAUUCCAACGGGUUCUUCUGAGAUAUCCGCGAGGGAGGAGGAGGGGCAGGAGCAACGCGAGCAACACGAGCAACACGAGCAACACGAGCACUCGGGCAACACGAGCCAGGCAACGGAGAAUUACGAAAAGGUGGACAGAGACAAAGCAGAAGAAUUGAAACCAGCAGCAGUGAGCGAAUCUAAUGGUGUGAAUUAUUCGGACAUUAAAUUCUUAAAAGGCCAUAAGAAAUCGAGGAAUUAUCAAUUGUCCGUUGACAGCAGAGAGAGGAUCGUGCCUCGCGAAACGGCUAAUUUUGAGGUAGAUUCUGCGAUUUACGUGGAAAAGAGGAAAGCCCGCUCGAAGGAGAAUAUUGGAACGGUGGAGGAUACAGAGAAGGAGAAGGAGAAGGAGGAGGCGGAGGUGGAGGUGGUGAUGGAGGAGGAGGAGGAGGAGGAGGAGGAUGAGGAGGAUGAGGAGGAGGAGGAUGAAAGGGCGAACAUUUUGAAAACAGACGGAAUUUCAACCGAAGGGACUGCCGACGGUGAAAUUGAAUCGUUAACUGAAUUGGAGAGAUCGGCAGCAGAGCUAGAGGUCGGGAAACAAGGCGCGGGAAAGAGGAGUGACUCGGAACCGGAAAUGAUGCCGGAGCAAUCGAGUUCUACGGAAGAGCUUAACGCGAACGCUACUCUCAUGGAUACUACUCUCGAGGAGGAUAAUUCUACGACGAGAGACAACGCCGAGACGGUCGUUGCCAAUGGUGGCAUCGAUGGUAAUGGUUCGUCAUCAUCUGGAAAAAAGGGCAAGCCCAAGAAGAAGAAACGUAGAUGAGUAGAGGAUUGCAUAAACGUUCAUAAAGCUAGCCUCGUCCUUUACGUAAUCCUGAUGCAGGUUACUGGAGUCGAUUAGCAGAGCGUUCGAGAGAGAGAGAGAGAGAGAGAGAGAGAGAGCGCGAUCCUUCCUUCUCUCCUCCCUUAAUUAAUUUACUCUCCAUGUUCCACUUAUACGUUCUGCAUUCGAGCGCGGAUUCCGACUCUUGAGCCUGCUUCUAGUAGUUAGUUAUUAUGACAGAUGGGUAAAUUUGGCCGGAUAACAAGUGCUAGCUGCUUGAUCUUUUGAUAAACGACAUUGAAAUGAAAAGUUUAAUGGAACACAGUAUUUAUUAAGUAAACAAAAAUGACGUUUAGAACAUAGCGGUCCUUCCUUUUGACGAUGCUUAUUUCUUUAACAUGGAAGAAAGCGAAGGACCAAACGAAGAGAAUGACGUGUUGCAUCCCUUUGAACUCUUUAAAGCGAAUACGAGGAAAGGCAGCAGAGAGUCCCCGAUAAAUGAAUAAUCAAUGAUUAAUAAAAUGAAAGAAUCGUCCCAUCAGGCUCUCCUGACACAUCUUCCUGGGAUCGCUCUAAAGAGACUUAGUCGGUAGCGAUUGGCCAUUAUGUGUUCAUUUACGCGAGGAUCUUCGUCUUAGUAUGUAAAAAUGUCUCUGUAUCCUUGUGUGUUGUGUUUUUUUUUGUGUGGCUUUUAGGCCACAUUAGCUUAGCAAAAGUACCGACUGUUUUCUUCGGUGAUACCACCAAGUACAAGACACGGGAGUCCUUUGAGCUCAAUCCUCCUUAACCGCUUCUUGGCUUCUCGGCUUCUCGGCUUCUCGCUCGCUCUCUACACUCUCCACGCUCUCUUAUUCACAUGCUCAUCCGUGUACCUUUGUCUAGCCAAGUCCUGUCUCUGUAUAUAAAGUCUUCUCGUAUCUACCUCGUCUUGAUCGCGUCUUACCGUAAGUGGACGAAAGAACAACAAAACGAACAACAAUGUCACGACCACGACCCAAAUAAGUAUUCGCGUUAUACAGUUAUAAUUCUGUGUAAUAAAUAUCUAAUGUUGAAUAUCGAACCACGUGACAGGAGAGAGAGAGAGAGAGAGAGAGAGAGAGGGGGGGCG